Molecule: messenger RNA, 915 nt
Organism: Emiliania huxleyi CCMP1516
Lineage: Eukaryota; Haptophyta; Isochrysidales; Noelaerhabdaceae
Exons: 1
Coding region: 152-868 (238 amino acids)
Source: RefSeq, a predicted model, not a curated record
CUUCUUUGAGCGCUGGCAGGAGCGGGGCGUGCGAUCCGUCGCGCAGCUGAACGCGGGCCUGCGGAGCAUCUGCGCGUGCCGCGCCCCGGCCUGCCGAUCGGGCUGUACGGCUAAUCAGGCCAAGCUGGAUUGGCUGCGAGAGCAGAUCGAGAUGCGCACGCGCGGGUUGCAGUGGGUCGAGUUCGCGGCGCGCUGGUCUUCCAGCACGGACGAGUACGUCGGCACCGUCGAGGAGCUCACGGGCCACCUCAAGGAGCUGAUCGAGCACGAGCGCGACCUGCGCGAGAACGACGAGCUCCCCGACGUGGCGCCGCCGCCCGUCGUCAGGCGUAAGACCUUCAAGCAGCUCGGCACGCCCACUGCGCAGGCCGAGGUGCUGAUGGCGGCGCGCGAGGAGCUCACGCCCGAUGAGCUGCGCGAGGCGGCCGAGGACGAGCGCGACCGGCUGGAGGAGGCGGGCGAGAUCGACCACGUCGCCGACGCGCAGCCCGAGCGCCCUCCAGAUUUUGCCAGCUUGCUCAACGUCCACCUCGAGGUGCGCUGGCCGUAUCGCGUGCCGGACCAGGCGAAGAAGCGCGGCUACAAGACCCACUACAUCUGGGCGGAGGGCGAGGUGGUCGAGAUUGCCGACGGCACGACUACGAAGCGCACGCCGCAGUGCAAGACGGUCCUUGCGUGGGGCGCGGUGCGCAUCAAGUGGCCGAAGGACAGCCGCUACGACGAGGAUGAGUCGUUCACCUGGACCGUCUUGGUCGAGGACUCGUGGCGCAAGGAGAAGCACCUCGGCUGGCGCUUCGCCAAGCCGGAGCUGGCGCGGCGCGGCGCGGCGGCACGCGCGGCAAAGCGCGCACGGGCUGACACCUCGUAGUGGGCGGUGCGCCACGGUGGGGUCACGGCAGGGGGUGCUCACACUGC